AUGUCCAACCACUCCGGCUGCUACUCCGCGUCCGACGGCGCCCACGAGCUGACGAUGGUCGCUCGCCAAAUGGUCAGCGACGGUUACACCCAGCGCACGGUGACUGCAUUCGACAUGGCAUCUCCCGCCCCAGCAUCUGGAUACGGCAGCGGCCCGGACCGUGCGCUGGACGGGCUUCUGAAGAGUUGGUUCUUCCAGCUUGACGUGGACUGGAUUCUCGAAAUCUACAAUCACAGGUCAGUCUUAUGCCCCCACAAGGGCCGCAACUUCGUAAAGAGCUGGAUUCGAGCUGUCAUGGUAAUUGUAGCGAGUAUCAAAGAGCUGCUCGACAUAGCCCACGAGACAAGCGCGGUCGCACGGUUUGGCAAUGCGAGCAUUUCAGCAAUGCUCGUCUUUGUUGAUGACAUCGUCCAAGUUUACAAGCCCGGGAAUCCACUGGCCGUGCUAGACAUGUACAUCUGCGUCUCCAGUGCGUCACGUGACGUGCUUAUGGUGCAUGUGAUCUCUUCCGAAGCUCAAAGCAUAUUAGGUGAGAUAGCCAACUCAUUUGACAGGGAAGGAAACAGGUUAAUCGAGUCCAUAUUCGGCACGGUAAUGCAGAUGCAUCAAACACUCAUGAAGGACGAUGAAGAAUGGGCUGUCCACAUUCUGCGGGGAGGAGGCGAGGUUCAAAUGAACAUUCGAUUUCUGGUGAGUUACAUAUUAUUGUUGAGGAAAGCCAAGGCUUCGACAGAGAACUGCGCACCGAGCCACAACACCGAAAAGCUCUGUGACCUGAUACAAGACACGACCGAUUAUCUGAAGGAUCUGCUUCUGAAUAAAUCGGAAUUGUGCUCAGAUCCAAGCCUCAGGUACAUGUUCCUGCUCAACAAUUCCUAUUUCAUAGCACAGAUGUUGGAGCCAUCGGCACCGUUAAACCUUGAGCUGCACUUUGGGCGCCACCGUGAGCUUAAACUUACACCUGAAUGUGAGAAACAUAUGGAUAGCUAUUUGGAUGCUUCCUGGGGUCAUGUGCUGUGCUACAUACCGAGAUCGAAAUUUCCCGGACUUCUCCAACGCUGGAUGAGGAACAACACCUCUGCACGCGCCCCACUGGGUCAAUUCAAGUCAGCGUUUUAUAAAACGUACCGGGCUCAAAAGUUCUGGAAGGUUCCAGAUCCUCAACUCAGAGAUGCGCUGCGGAAAACUAUUGCUGAGAGAGUUGUUUCAGGCUACCGCGUCUACUUGAAGGAGCAUCCGGAGCUAGAGGAAUACGCCUGUCACGGAGACAGUAGUCCCGACGAAUUGGAAGAGAUGUUAGCACAGCUAUUUGAAGGAUGA
Messenger RNA from Triticum turgidum subsp. durum (durum wheat), 1320 nucleotides. The record is from the annotation of a GenBank genome assembly. Lineage: Eukaryota; Viridiplantae; Streptophyta; Magnoliopsida; Poales; Poaceae.